GGUAAGCAUGCUUGGAAUAUUUAAGGAUCCAGACGGAUUCCACGGGGGUGCAGCCAAGUGGGCUGUGGGAGGAGAAGGACAUAAGGUCAGUGAUGCACCAGGGGCACACCUGUCGUCUUGCAGGACUUGGUACUGAAACAGCCUUCAUUACUUAGAGACCAUAGCUUUUUUGCAAGUUACUAUUCCCUGCAUUUAGAAAGUUCAUCUUUAAACAGGCAAUUCAGUAAGUAAAUAUUCUAUGGCUCUAAAACAGAUACGGCUGUUGGAGACUUUAAAACAUCUGACAGUUACAUUUUUAAUGUUGUCUACCAAGGCUAUUACAUUUCCUCUGUCAAAGUAACUUAAUUUUAAAAACGAACUCUGUGCUUGUUAAACGAAAAGGCCAGAAGGCUACUGGCUACUCAGCGUUCAUUUGAAAUUCUUAUAGUGCCUUCAGUACAAUUCAAACUUAGAGGUGAUUCUCACAAUUCAUGUGAAGCAACAUUUUACAAAAAAAAUCACCUACGUUCACUGUUAAGUCAGAAGACAGAAUGAUUAACAAAAUCUCAGCCGCGAAUUACUCUCACGAUGGCCAACUGGAUAUUAAAUAACUCUGCAUUAUUUUAAUGGAAUGUUAUAAAGGAUUUGCAACAAAAUGCAGACGUAGAUUUAGGGACUGCCGACUUCUAUAGAUCAAGGACUUCAUUGGUGCAGCUGAGGAAAUUCUUCCAAACAAGUCUAAAUGUUGGAAAUCCACCAAACUGCAGAGAAAGACCUCUUGCCUCCGUAUUCUUUCUUCAUCUGUAAAAAUGUUGACUUCUGCUUUUCAGACUACGCGCACAGCCUCUUUAUUUCCUACUGCGGCUUCAUUCCCUCACGGAACACUGACGCCAUCGCGAAGGAAGCAUUUCGAGCACGACUGACGCUCCCCUUAUUAUUUGCUAAGCCGCUGCGCUCGGGUCUGGCUACGAUUUGCUUUCAGAAUAACGGGAAGGUGCAACAAGAUCGCUUCCCUAGAGGCGCGUCGCCCGCGUGGCCCGGACCCCCCACGCCCGCCCGCCGCCCCGUGGGUGCGCACGCGUGUCCGCGCAGGCUUCCCGCCUGGCGAGUGCAAGGCUCCUCUCCGCCGUGCUGCUUUCCAGCCUCUCAGCAAAUCACGAACACCGAAAGAAGCCACGGCGGCGACGGGAGGGGCGUCGCGCGUGCUUCCCUCGGCGACAAAGCGGGAGCCGGGCGCGCCGGCCGAGGGCGCCCGGCGCAGAGUCCCGCAGAGGCGGACGCCGCGGCACGCGCCUCGAAAAGCCUCAAACUCUUAUCCUCGGCUCUCCCGCCCCACCUCCGCCCCGCAGCCAAGACCCGCGCCGUGGCGGGCCCGACGGCCAAGGAAAGCCCACCAGCCCUCCGCACCGUGGGCGACGGGCCAAGACCCGGCCCUAAACGGCCAGACCCAGCCCCUAGUCGGCUGCCGCCCCCGCCCCACGCAGGCGCGCUCCGGGGCCCUCCCCUCCCCCACCGCGCGCUCGCGGGGCCCGACGGGGGCGGAGCGACCCUCGGAAGGGGCGUGGCGACCGGGCUCGACGCGCGCACGCGCUCUGGAGCCCCACGGCUACGUGUCGGGCCACCCCCGACCGCGCCCGCAGCCCCACCCGCCCCGUGCCGUGGAAAGCCCCGCGCCCCCCCCGCGGCCGUCGGCCCCGCAGCCCACACCCACCCGCCCCGGGCGCCCCGCACGGCGGCGACCCAGUCCUUGCGCCCAGGCCCGCCGAGCGCCGCAGUCCGUCACACUCCCGUUGCCCCCGUCGCCCGCCCCGCCGGGGAGGCAGGGAGGAGGGGGCGCGGCGCCGGCGGCUGCCCCGGUCGCGGGGCGGCGGGCAGCAGGCAGCGGGAGCGCGCCGGCCGGGACCCGCUAACGGCCGCCCUGCGCGGCCCCGCCCGCCGCCCGCCCCCGGCCCUCCCCGCGCCGCUGCCCCUCCCCCCGCCGCCGCCGCUGCUGCCGCCGCCGCUGGCAGCGCCGCCUGAACUGAGGCGAACUCCGCCGCCAACGGCGGCGGCUGGGAGCGCGUCGGGCCCGGGCGGAAAGUGCCUGCGGGGGGCGGGCGAGCGCGCGGUGCCGGCCGCCCCGGGGCUCGGCGCGGGAGCCAGAGCGGGAGCCGGCGCGGAGCGGGACGCCGGGUCCCGAGCGGCCCGCGGCCGGGGCUCGCCCCCGCCCCUCCCUCCUCUCCGGCGGCGGCGGCGGCGGCGGCGGGCGGAGUGA
Molecule: messenger RNA, 2233 nt
Organism: Homo sapiens (human)
Lineage: Eukaryota; Metazoa; Chordata; Mammalia; Primates; Hominidae
Product: basic proline-rich protein-like
Exons: 4
Coding region: 722-2233 (503 amino acids)
Source: RefSeq, a predicted model, not a curated record